AGUGAGAGAGAGAGAGACAUCGUCUAUAUAACUGGCAAAAAUUAUAUCUAUCUUUUUUCCACCAGAACGGAGGAAACGGAUCGGGAAUCUUCUCGUGAAGCCAGCUCAGAGAGCGAGGAGGAGGAGCGUGUACAAAAUCCCCUUGCAAACGAUCCCAAUGCCGAAUUGCCACCCGAACACUGGCAUAUUAGCAAAUUGAUCAAGUACAUUAAGGGAGGCAAUCAGACGUCAACUGUCAUAUCGCUUUGUGCUCUGUACGACAUGCCACUGGAAACUGAGGUUUGUCAAAUAGCCAUUCGAGACACUGGAGGAGUUGAAGUCUUGAUCAACCUUCUAGAAACAGAUGAAGUCAGAAGCCUGCUUGGUUCCCUCAAGAUCUUAAAAGUGAUCUCCAAAAAUCCAGAACUCCGUAGAGCCAUCUCUGAUCUGGGAGGAGUACCUCCAAUGGUCCGGCUAUUGAGUUCAUCUAAUCGAGAUCUCAGGUGCUUGAGUGCUGAAGGGAUUGCAAAUGUGGCUAAAUUUGCUCGAGCUCGCAGAACUGUCAGAUUGCAUGGUGGCAUUAAGAAACUGAUCGCUUUGCUAGACAUGAGUCAUUACCGCGGCGAUUUGCGAAGUCCGGGAGCUGUGAGUGAACUUGAAGUUGCUCGUUGCGGUGCCUUGGCGCUUUGGUCCUGUUCCAAAUCCGCGAGAGCCAGAAGAGCUAUGAAGAAGGCCGGUGUAAUCUUACUACUUGCGCGUCUUCUCAAGUCAAAAUAUGAGCCCCUUCUUAUUCCAGUGAUUGGAAUUCUAGAAGAAUGUGCGUCUGAGCAAGAUUAUCGCAUCGCUAUUCGAACCGAGGGAAUGAUUGAAGAUCUUGUGGCUCAUCUGAAGAUUCCAAACGAAGAGUUGCAGAUGCAUUGUGCUACAACUAUCUUCAAAUGUGCUGAUGACAAAGAAUCGCGCGAACUUAUUCGAAAGUAUGGUGGGUUACAACCUCUUAUUGAAAUCCUUUCACAUCAUGAGAACAAGGAACUUCUAGCUGCUGCAACAGGAGCUAUUUGGAAGUGCGCAGCAUCGCCUGGAAAUGCCAAAGAGCUGCAGAAAGGCGAUGUCAUAUCAAAGCUGGUUUCAAUCCUGACAGAACAACCCGAAGAAAUGAAAACACUUUAUUAUGUCAAAUCGGUGUCUCCAAAAGUUAACUUGGUUUCUCGAACUGAAAAGGUUCUAGUAAACGUUGUUGGAGCUCUGGGAGAAAUGGCCAUGGACAAGGCAAACAUUCCACUAAUUCAAAAGGCCGGCGGAAUACAACUACUGAUUGCACUGCUCACAGGGACUAACGAGGACCUUCUGGUGAAUACUACUCGUGCUCUCGGUCAAAUGGCUGAGGACACAGAGUGUGCCUCAGCAAUCGAAAAGAGCGAUGGGGUACGAUUGCUCUGGUCCCUCUUGAAGAUGAAAAAUUCGAGUGUUCAAGCGAAUGCCGCGCGGGCUCUGUGUUCUUGCAUUGAAAAUUCUAGUGAGAGUGGAGAGCUGGUACGUAGCUUUGUCGGUGGACUUGAACUCGUGAUUAGUCUUCUGCGUUCUCCUUCAAUAGAGGUACGAGCGGCUAUCUGCGGAGUCAUCUCAAAAAUUGCGAAAGAUGAAGAGAACCUUGCUGUGAUCACUGAUCAUGGUGUUGUUCCACUGUUAUCCGAAUUGGCUUAUACGAAUGAUGAUUCCUUGCGACGUCCACUUGCAGAAGCGGUGGCCAGAUGCUGUUGCUGGGCCACUAAUCGAAUCGACUUCGGUAAGAACGGUAUUGUGGAACCAAUGGUAUGCUAUCUCAAGUCUGAUGAUCCAGUAGUUCAAUGCGCCGCAGCUAAGGCACUCUACCAACUCAGUCGACAUCCAGGCAACUGUGUGACUAUGCAUGCUGCGGGUGCUGUAAAACAUCUCGUUGAUUUGGUUGACUCGGAUAAUCAAGAGUUACAGGAGGCCGCGUCUUUUUGCGUGGCUAACAUUCGUCGAAUCGCAUUAGCAUACGUUAAAGCUAAACAAGAGCGUCGAGAAAAUCCUGCAGCGACAACGCGCGUACAACCGAAGCUCAGCAGUAGUAAGACAUCUUCAACAACUACAGUAGACUCAACACCGAAACCACUCGAGGAAUCAUCAUCAACAAAUGAAGAAACCCAGUCUUAG
Rodentolepis nana is the source of this 2157-nucleotide messenger RNA. Lineage: Eukaryota; Metazoa; Platyhelminthes; Cestoda; Cyclophyllidea; Hymenolepididae. The record is from the annotation of a GenBank genome assembly.